This is a messenger RNA of Paecilomyces variotii, 1203 nucleotides long. RefSeq lists its product as hypothetical. The record is from RefSeq and is a predicted model, not a curated record. Bases 125 to 982 code for a protein of 285 amino acids. Lineage: Eukaryota; Fungi; Ascomycota; Eurotiomycetes; Eurotiales; Thermoascaceae. Gene Ontology annotation, biological process: DNA-templated transcription. The transcript has 5 exons. Gene Ontology annotation, molecular function: zinc ion binding; DNA binding.
CGAAACUCGCUUUCAUCAAGACUUUGUUACCUUUCCCAAGACUCUCGUGGACUUCUUUGGGGAUCGUGCAAAGGCGUUUCUGGAGCUUGAACUGGACUGUCCUUGCGUCGCGACUGUCCAGGCUAUGGUCAUACUGAGCUGUCAUGAGAUUGGAAAUGGGAUCGAUGCCCGAGGAUGGCUCUAUAGUGGCAUGGCAAUACGACUCGCGUUUGACCUCGCUUUAAACCUUGAUAUGUCAGCUUAUGCUUCCAAGGGAGAUAUUACUCCUGAAGAUGCGGACCUUCGUCGAACAGUAUUUUGGGCUGCAUACCUUGUUGAUCAUCAAUUGGGAUUCCAUCUUGGCAGACCUUUCCGCACCAGCAUGGAGGACGUGACCGUUGGCAAACCACACGACCAAGGGAAUACAUUGGGUCCUUCCAGAUGGAUACCUUACGGGCUUCAGGAUACAACAACUGGGGCAUCUGGCUUCCUUGAUUGCACCGAAGCUGUGAGUCGGCAGUUGAUUUCUCUUCGUGAGCUCAUGGCCCCAUGUGGAUAUAUAUUAUACGGCACAUCUAGCAUCUCCAAAGCAGUCCUACAAGAGCUCAACGCAAAGAUUGUUGCACAGCUUCGAAGUAUGCAGUACCGCCAGAAUAUAGUCUACGCCCAUCGGCCCUGGAUGUCAAAAAGUGGGUUACAGCCACAACCACCUAGGGGCCCAGGCUACCUUCACGCUCAUGAAAUGUGCAUACAGUCCGCCAUUUCAAUCUCGAAAAAUCUCAUCUUGUAUGAGGCUAGGUAUACAUUGCGACGCAUGAAUGUUAAGGCAGUGUCAAUCACUUCGUCUGCCAUCCUUAUACUUCUCUUCGCCUCCGUGUCCAAGCAUCCGACCCGCUCACACAGUGAUAUCGCAAUGAAUUUAAGUACUUGCUUCAGUCCCCCUUUAUUCUACCUUGUUUUCUUAAAAAUGUAUAGAAUGAAAUUAGGUUCUGGAUACCAAUGAAAUUAUAUCUCAGCUGAUGUUCUAUUGAUCAGAGUAUCAUGGAUAUAUUGUAGAAAAGUACGGUCGUUAAGCAUUCCUCUCUAUAUAUAUUUGAAAGCGACUAGACCAUGCGGCCUUGGCGGAAGUUCACGGAUGUCAUCCCCUUUUGUCUCUGAGAGCCACCCUUUUGGCUUUUAGAGGGAUAGUCGCUGUUGAUAUCCGACCAUUGGUCAUACAUCUGA